GUUAAACUGCACGCCACACCUCCGGUUUGCGGUGAAUUUUUGGGUUAGUAAUUUUGCAUACAGACCGAACACCAUCGGCUAUCUUCAAGCUGCUAAGGUCCAUAGCAUUUCUUCAAGCGAACUUUCCCAAUGAGCGUCCAUUCAUUGUAUGUGAUUAGCGAAUCUGGAUCGUUGCAGUUCUACUAUGACCAUUCGGUUUCAGUCACCACAGCAGAGAAAACUUUUUCCUAUCCGAUGCCGCUGCGUUUAGCUAGCGUUGAUGGCAGGAUUUAUGUUGAUUUUGGCACUGUGGAUGAAGUGAGACCCGGUUACGCCGUUCUAAGUAUCAACAACAUCGAUGCAGGUGGAACUUUUCUUGAAGACGGUCGCGAGAUCCUCCAAGUUCUCUCGGACAAAAGUAACUAUCCAGUAACCGUGAGAUUUGGUCGACCACGAUUGCGUCCAAACGAUCGCAUUCAACUUGCUAGUAUGUUUCAACCGUUACAUCAGAUGGCCCGACAUCUGAGCCCAGUCGUUGACUCCUCGUCGGACACGAGUGACUCUGUAGAGAAGUCACAGUCGACAAAUAUCUGGAAUUCCGGAAUUCAGAGUCUGGAAUCGAGCGCUUGCCGCAUUCAUUGUCUGGAAUCGAAGACAGGUGUUAAGUUCCUCUUGGUGACGGACGCGAAACUUCCUUCAGCAUGUCGUGAAUCGUUGCGUCGUGUCUACGAAGCCUACACUGAUUAUGUGCUCAAAAAUCCAUUCUAUUCAUCGAAUCAACCGUUUAAUUUCGAUUUUUUCACCAAUCAAGUACGGACAAUCUGUGAACAAAUUGAAAAAGGCAUCUAUGGAAACACAUAAUUUUUGAGUCUCAAACUCAUGCGCUGUGAUCUGUUUUUCAUCAAUUAAAUUUUCCUCGUGAUCGUUCUAUUUUUCAUACCCGAAUCUGCAUUCACAAUUCAUCAUUUACUGCAAUUCUUAUGGUUUCUUGACCAUACUUCAGUAGUGGGA
Messenger RNA from Opisthorchis viverrini, 990 nucleotides. RefSeq lists its product as hypothetical. Bases 130 to 840 code for a protein of 236 amino acids. Lineage: Eukaryota; Metazoa; Platyhelminthes; Trematoda; Opisthorchiida; Opisthorchiidae. Gene Ontology annotation, cellular component: TRAPP complex. The transcript is spliced from 2 exons. The record is from RefSeq and is a predicted model, not a curated record. Gene Ontology annotation, biological process: endoplasmic reticulum to Golgi vesicle-mediated transport.